ACCGGGAGUUGGUGUAGGGGUUCAGGGUUUUUCAAAUUAAACAACCGUCUCCAAAGCAAUGACAUUCUUGCUGUCAGACGCAGCCCCUAGAAUCCCAAAACUGUGUGUGCGCUUGUGUGUUCGACAUCCUUCAUUGCGAAGUUCCUUUCCAUCACAAAGGCACAGUUGAUUCAUUUUGUAGGCGUCCCUGCAAACCAUUCAAAAGUAGCCAAGUUUUCCUGCUUUCCAUGUUCAAAGCUAAUCCUGUUUGUAUGGGCGAUGAGCGCGACAGUAGACCCAGCGCCAGUUGUGAAAACGGAAACUCCACUUUUCUACAACUGUAAUUACCCUGCAACCCUCCUGAAUCUAGACACCUAUCAAAACGUAAAGUCUAGAUCAAAGUGGAACGAGAGUCCCGAAGCAAGACAACGCCGGUUGGCACGGAACGCGGAAAGGAUGCGUGAGAAACGAUCAAAGGAGUCAGAUGAAGAAUACAGAGCGCGAUUGGCCCGGAAUGCGGAAGCGAACCGUAUUCGGAGACAAAAUGAAUCGGACAUGGAGAGAACGUUGCGACUAAUGAAAAAUGCUGCGCGCCAAAGGUUGAGGCGUGCUAAUGAGAGUGGCGAGGACCGGGCAAAACGCCUGGCCAAAAGCGCGGAACGAAUGCGGAUGGUGCGAGCCAGUGCACCAAAAGUGGAAAAACCAAAUUUGGCCGACAGGCUGAAAGGAUACUAGAUAAGGUGGAGAAGGAAGUUGAAGUUAGUUUUUAUUAAGGGUAGUGUAUUUAUUAAUUGUAAGUGUCGCCUUGGGAGGAAGAUUAAUUUUGUGUGUACUAUUUUCUUCUUAAUUGAACCACGACUGCGUGGGUAACAAUAAAGAGUCGUAUGUUACGUUCA
Hermetia illucens (black soldier fly) is the source of this 875-nucleotide messenger RNA. Its product is annotated as zinc finger protein 821-like. The transcript has a single exon. The record is from RefSeq and is a predicted model, not a curated record. The coding region runs from base 259 to 714 and encodes 151 amino acids. Lineage: Eukaryota; Metazoa; Arthropoda; Insecta; Diptera; Stratiomyidae.